Messenger RNA from Alligator sinensis (Chinese alligator), 1968 nucleotides. Its product is annotated as sodium leak channel non-selective protein. The coding region runs from base 49 to 1968 and encodes 639 amino acids. The transcript is spliced from 16 exons. NCBI's taxonomy places the organism in Eukaryota, Metazoa, Chordata, Crocodylia, Alligatoridae. Gene Ontology annotation, cellular component: membrane. The record is from RefSeq and is a predicted model, not a curated record. Gene Ontology annotation, biological process: monoatomic ion transport; transmembrane transport. Gene Ontology annotation, molecular function: monoatomic cation channel activity.
AUAGUCCUAUGCUGUGAGAGGUCUGAACUCAAAUCGCCUGAGGAGAAGAUGAUCCUAGAUCAUGGUUUCCCAUGCCCUAGACCAGAGGGGGAUAACUCCUAUGUAAAGGAUCGUUGGUGUGUGUUUGAUGGCUUCAUGGUUUUUUGUCUUUGGGUAUCAUUGGUGUUACAGGUCUUUGAAAUUGCUGAGAUAGUUGAUCAGAUGUCGCCCUGGGGCAUGUUGCGAAUUCCACGGCCUCUUAUUAUGAUUCGAGCAUUCCGGAUAUAUUUUCGCUUUGAGCUGCCAAGAACAAGGAUAACAAAUAUCUUGAAGCGUUCUGGAGAGCAGAUUUGGAGUGUUUCAAUUUUCCUUCUGUUCUUUCUGCUACUAUAUGGAAUUCUAGGAGUCCAGAUGUUUGGAACUUUUACCUAUCACUGUGUAACAAAUGACACUCAGCCAGGAAAUGUAACCUGGAAUAAUUUAGCAAUCCCAGACACCCACUGCUCCAGAGAAUCAGAAGAGGGUUACCAGUGCCCACCUGGAUUUAAAUGCAUGGACCUUGAAGAUCUGGGACUAAGCAGGCAAGAGCUGGGCUACAGUGGCUUUAAUGAGAUAGGCACAAGCAUAUUUACUGUUUAUGAAGCUGCUUCUCAAGAAGGUUGGGUGUUCCUUAUGUAUCGAGCAAUUGAUAGUUUUCCCCGAUGGCGUUCAUACUUCUAUUUCAUCACCUUAAUUUUCUUUCUUGCCUGGCUUGUUAAGAAUGUGUUCAUUGCGGUCAUCAUUGAAACAUUUGCUGAAAUUAGAGUGCAAUUCCAGCAGAUGUGGGGGUCCAGAAGCAGUACUACUUCAACAGCGACUACCCAGAUGUUCCAUGAAGAUGCUGCAGGAGGGUGGCAGCUUGUGGCUGUUGAUGUGAAUAAACCUCAAGGCAGAGCUCCAGCAUGUCUGCAGAAACUGAUGAGAUCAUCAGUGUUUCACAUGUUCAUACUGAGCAUGGUGGCGGUAGAUGUCAUUGUUGCUGCUAGUAAUUACUACAAAGGAGAGACUUUCAAGAGACAGUAUGAUGAAUUUUACCUAGCAGAGGUUGCUUUCACAGUUCUCUUUGAUUUAGAAGCACUUCUGAAGAUCUGUUGUUUGGGCUUUACUGGAUAUAUUAGUUCAUCUCUUCACAAAUUUGAACUGCUGCUUGUAAUUGGAACUACUCUUCAUAUUUAUCCAGACCUCUACCAUUCUCAGUUUACAUAUUUUCAGGUCCUUAGGGUGGUUCGGCUUAUAAAGAUUUCUCCUGCUUUGGAGGAUUUUGUGUAUAAGAUAUUUGGACCUGGAAAAAAACUUGGGAGCUUGGUCGUAUUCACUGCAAGCCUUUUAAUUGUAAUGUCAGCAAUUAGUUUGCAGAUGUUCUGCUUUGUGGAAGAACUGGAUAGAUUUACAACUUUUCCAAGGGCUUUCAUGUCAAUGUUCCAGAUCCUAACGCAGGAAGGAUGGGUAGAUGUCAUGGAUCAAACUCUGAAUGCAGUAGGACAUAUGUGGGCACCAGUAGUUGCUAUUUACUUUAUACUUUAUCAUCUUUUUGCUACAUUGAUUCUGCUCAGCUUGUUUGUUGCUGUUAUUCUGGACAACCUGGAACUUGAUGAAGAUCUUAAAAAGCUUAAACAACUAAAGCAAAGUGAAGCAAAUGCAGAUACCAAGGAAAAGCUUCCGUUGCGGCUACGCAUCUUUGAAAAAUUUCCGAACAGGCCACAAAUGGUGAAAAUCUCCAAGCUUCCUUCAGAUUUUACAGUUCCAAAAAUAAGGGAAAGUUUCAUGAAGCAAUUUAUUGACCGACAGCAACAGGACACAAGCUGCUUAUUGCGAAGACUUCCUUCAGCAUCCUCCUCCUCAUGUGACCAUUCCAAAAGAUCCACAAUUGAAGAAAACAAAUAUAUUGAUCAAAAGAUAUGUGGUAUGAAGAAAAGCCUCCACCUCUACAAGUUGACAAAUUGCAGAUAG